GUUAGUGCAGACUUUCGUCUGCAUCCUCUCAGCGCUCGCAUCCACGUCUGUGGCCUUGGUCCCCAGGAAACACCACCACCGGCUCCUUGCUGGGCUGCUGCUGUGGCUUAGUGUCUUCUUCCUACUGCUGCCCACAGCCAGCGGGUCCCUUCCGACUCUGAUGGCUACAUUUGGUGCCAUGGUCUGGCCAAGGCCCUGGAUCUCACAGAUGACAUCUCUCCUGGUUGCAGAUCUCUAUGAGGACCCAAGUCACGGGAGUGCGUCACAGAGCUUCAACAAAGGCGGGUUUGCAGCUGGCUGUGUGGUGAUCGUCCUGUUGGAGAAGCUCUCCUCAAGUACUUGCGGCACAGAAGUUACAUUCUAUGCUGCUGCCGCCUCCACCGCAUUAUCUGCACUUCUCCUCAUAUGUGUGGGAGAACCGAAGCCCCAGCAACAGGCACGCCAUGCAGGACAGCAACACCCUGCAAGGUGUCUGGUGCUGAAGUGCUGCAUGUUGUACGGCCUAUCCAUGGGCCUUGAGGCUACCGUAGGAUUCUGGCUGAUCACAGUGAUGACCCGGACGGGCUUCGACUCUGCUGCAGCUAGUGCCUGUAACGUGGCCUUCUAUAUGCUUUUCGCCGUCAGCCGUUUGGUCUUCACGCCUUGCCUUUGCCAUCGCCUUCGCCCGCGACCGGCAACUGUGAUACUGGGAGGGGCCUUUGUUACUUUACUUUGUUGCGUUCCAGCUGCGCUUUGGCCACGCUGGCUGCCUGCAGUGUUGUUGGCUGUAGCUGGCAUACCGCUGGGUCUUGGGCCGGUGCAGCCGAUGACAGUCAGCUUGCUCAAGGAUCAGGGGGAGAUGACGAACGUCCACACUGGCAUGCUGUCUAUUUCCUGCACGGUAGGCUCUGGUGCCGGGCCCUUCCUGAUGAGUGAAGUGCUUCAGGCUUUUGGUCUUGAGACCUUCUUCCGAGCAUUCACGGCAACCUUGGGGCUGCUCUUGCUACUGCCAUUCCUGAUGCUUAGCUGUGAGAAUUCGGGCAUCCGGGGGCUCUGCUAG
Messenger RNA from Symbiodinium sp. CCMP2456, 1039 nucleotides. Lineage: Eukaryota; Dinophyceae; Suessiales; Symbiodiniaceae. The record is from the annotation of a GenBank genome assembly.